GCCACACCGGCGAGCAGAUGUUUCCGGAUGGCCUUUGAACAGGCUCAAAUUGGAGACCCGAAUUGGCUUUAAACCCCGCAAAACCCGUGCAAUGAAAUCUUGUACCGCCAGGAGAAGGGGGAACUGAAGCUCGAGGCAACGAAGGAAGAGCCGGAUAGCGCCAGCAUACAGCCAGAAAUCGGAGGAGCGGACCCGAACCCGAAGCACCCUGUGCCGGAGUUUGUGACGCAGUUACACAACAAAAUUCUCAGUAGGCGCCCAAAAACGGGGCAAUUAAAAGCGUUAGCUGAAUCAACGUGGAUCCACACACACCCACUGCACUCUGGAGCUCUAAGCCCGUAAGACCCCCGAUUUUCAACCCCCUCGCGAAGCUCAGGGACACGGCGGCUUUCACUUUUUAAAAUCGUCGGCGAGUUCAUUGGUCAACCUUCGCAAUGGUUGUCGCAGCAUCCACCUGUCGCACGGAGACGGUCUUCGAUUACAGCUGGAAGAACGUGGUGGUCGCCUACUGGAACCGCUACCCAAAUCCGUCCAGCGCCCACGUCCUCACCGAGGACACUAUCCAGAGGGAGGUGCGCGAUGGCAAGCUCUUCUCCCGCCGCCUACUCUCCAAGACGAAUCCCGUGCCCAAGUGGGGAGCCCGAUUCUACAACAAUGUGCCGGUCAAGAUUGUUGAGGACUCCGUGCUGGACCCUGUUAAGAAGACCUUCACCACAUUCACCAGGAACCUGGGCAUGACCAAGAUUAUGAAAGUCGAUGAAAUCGUCAUCUACAGCGAGCAGAAGGACGGAAGCACCCUGGCCGUUCGAAGAGCCUACAUCAGCUCGCAGGUGUUUGGAUUUUCGCGGGCCAUUCGCGCUUUUGGGAUCGAGCGGUUUAAGUCCAAUGGUAACAAGGCCUCCAACGGAUUCAACCACGUACUACGGCGCAUGUUUCCGCAAAGCCUGCUGGGUGGAGGACACCACCAACCCAUGACGGCGACUACCUCAGCUGGGGAACUUGCUGUUGCCACCACCACCACCACAGUCGCCUCAUCCGGCAGUCACAACAACACAGGGUCUCUUAAAAGCGCCGCCAAAGUGGGAUACGAUUUUUUCAAGUGCCACGCCUCAAAGAUUGCGCAACUGUUUUCUAUUAAGAACUGAGGGACGACAUUUUACCCGAGACUCUCUGGAAUAGAUGUGGUAUGGGACCGAGGAAUCCACUUCUUCGGCUCCGGAGUGAAGAAACUUGCCAGGACGGAAAGGGAGGCAGAGGCGUCGGAUCGGAGGCUGUUUUAAAACAUGUAUUCCAAAGCAAAAACCAACCAUAUACUUUGCUGCAUUUCAUUCCGUGUGUGCGCGAGCCAGCCGGCUGAUCAGAACGGAGGCACUAUUUGCUGAACACAUUUCCUCCAUCCUACAAAAUUUGACUAGUUAUCUUUAGUCGUUUGCAUUACAUUAUUAUGUACCAUUCUGUUAAGUUGGAAAGAAAACAAAAACAGUGUGUAAAAUUUGGGAUUUCUAUGUAAACUGUUGUAUAUUUUAUUUCAAGAAAAUCGCUCACGAGUAGUUUUAAAAAUUGUAAUUAUUAAAAUACAUCUAGUUUGUUAGAAAUGCACGGCA
Messenger RNA from Drosophila rhopaloa, 1604 nucleotides. It is a transcript of the gene prel, whose product is annotated as protein preli-like. Lineage: Eukaryota; Metazoa; Arthropoda; Insecta; Diptera; Drosophilidae. Gene Ontology annotation, cellular component: mitochondrial intermembrane space. Gene Ontology annotation, molecular function: phosphatidic acid transfer activity. The transcript has 3 exons. Bases 435 to 1145 code for a protein of 236 amino acids. Gene Ontology annotation, biological process: phospholipid transport. The record is from RefSeq and is a predicted model, not a curated record.